GGGCAGGGACACCUCCCAAUAGAUCAGGCUGCCCAAGGCUCCAUCCAACAUGGCCUUGAACAGAUCCAGGGAUGGGGCAGCCACAGCUUCCCUGGGCAACCUGGGCCAGUGCCUCACCACUUUCAUUGUGAAGAAAUUCCUCCUUAUGUCUAGUCUAAAUCUCCCCUCUCCAGUUUAUAACCAUUGCCCCUCAUCCUAUCACCACAAGCUUUUGUGAGCAGCCCCUCUCCAGCUUUCUUGUAGCCCCUUCAGGUACUGGAAUGUCACUCUAAGGUCUCCCUGGAGCCUUCUCUUCUCCAGGCUGAACAACCCCAACUCUCUUAGCCUGUCCUUGGAUGGGAGCUGCUCCAGCCCUCUGAUCAUCUUUGUAGCCCUCCUUUGGAUCCACAGUAUAAAACCAUUGCUCCUUGUCCUGUCACAACAGGCCUUGUGAAGAAGUCUGUCCCCAUGUUUCAUGUAGGCCCUCCAAGGCUUGGAGCCUUCUCCAGGCUGAACAACCCCAGUGCUCAGUCAGUCCUUCUGGGAGAGCACGAUCCUGGCCCUGCUCUAGACCUGCUCUAACAGCUGCAUGUCCGUCCUGUGCUGAGGGCUCCAUUGGAGGGGUUUGAUUUGCGAGGCUGUGAGGGAACACUUGGGACAUCAAGUUCAGGAACUGCAGUCGUGGCAAAUGAAAAAUUGAGGCCAGCUCCCAGAAAAGGCCUAACCUCUUGACACAAGCCACUGGCUCACCUCCCAUUCCAGCUACACAGCACCAUGUGCCAAAAGUAAUGACACUGGCCCAAGAUAUCUGCGUGCUACCUAGAGAGUAAAGGAGACUGAGGUAACAACAGUGCACGAGGCCCUGUGUUGGUAGGGAGUGGAAAAUUACUGUAAAUAAGUGUUUGUAGAUCACUGUGCUCCUUGCCAUAGGGUAAGGCAAAGAAACUACCAAAACUCCUCAUAGACCCCAAGUGCCGGGUAAGAUCUGAGCCUGAGAGAUGUCACUGAAGAUGUCAGCUUACACUGUUGUGACAAUUAGCCGUGGUGACAACAACCAGCCAAUUACAAAACUGUUACAAUGAGUUUUGUUGAAUAUGGAGAUACAAUAAAGAAUGGUGACACAGCUAUUGUGUUCUUGGGCCACGAAUCCAUGUUUCCUGUCAAAGUCCAGCAUGGCAAUGUAACUCAGACUAAAUACGGGGUCAUCAGGCAUUCCACAGACCUCAUAGGCAAGAAGUAUGGCUCCAGAGUGACCUGUAGUAAAGGCGGAUGGGUAUAUAUUCUUCAUCCGACUCCAGAACUGUGGACCAUGAAUCUUCCACACAGGACGCAGAUUCUGUAUUCCACUGACAUCUCCAUAAUCACCAUGAUGUUAGAGCUGAAGCCAGGCUCCAUAGUGUGCGAAUCAGGUACAGGCAGCGGAUCUCUCUCCCAUGCUCUCAUCAGGACAGUGGCUCCCACAGGGCACCUGUACACGGUCGAGUUCCACCAACAGAGGGCCGAGAAGGCUAGGGAGGAGUUUCGAGAGCAUGGGGUGGAGCACCUGGUCACCGUGACCAACCAGGACGUCUGCAAAAAUGGGUUUGGUGUCUCGAACGUCGCAGACGCGGUGUUCCUAGAUAUUCCGUCUCCAUGGGAAGCCAUAGGACAUGCAAAGUCAGCAUUAAAAGCUGAAGGUGGACGCAUCUGCUCUUUCUCCCCCUGCAUUGAACAAGUCCAAAGAACCUGCCUAGCAAUGGAAGAAUAUGGUUUUACAGAGAUUAACACCUUGGAAAUUCUGCUCCGAGUCUACAAUGUAAGGACAAUUAGCUUGCAAAUCCCUGACCUUGGAAAAGCAGCUGAGGAUAAUUCUAGCACUAGCUUUGACUGCAGCAACCCAUCAAACCAAGGUAUCUCGUGUGUUAAUCUGCAGCAAGGAACUGUGCAGUUCAAAAGCGGUGUGCCACUCAGGGAGAUGGUUGGUCACACUGGGUACUUGACCUUUGCCACCAAGAGCCUGUUUUAGUACACGUUGAGUUUGUGCGGUUCGGAGCAUUCUGGGUGUUUGUGUAUCUACUCUGUUUUCAUGGUUGUUUUUUGUAGAACAUCCAAAUUUUUGCUUGUCAGGGAAUUCCAUAUAUAGUCAGAUUUAGUUGGAAUAUGUUUUGUUUAAAUAGCACACAUGCAUUAACCAGAGCAGCAUCAAGGGAAUGUUGAAACUCUGGAGUGGUGCUCCACUUGCCGUCAGAAAGAAGAUAAAUUAAUAGCAAAUGGCCAUUCACUGGAAUGUGCAGAAUAAAGAUCCCUCCCAACAAGAAAGCAAAACAAGCAGCACAGUAAUUGCAGAUAAGUUGGAUUUUUUUCUCCUCUUUUCUGGAUUAUUUUCCCAGUUCAAUAUUUGUAUUUUUUUUCUAGCACCACUUCUUUUUUAACUUCUGUAGUUUCUUUGUUGCUCUUAGGAACGUGAAAAUGCCUACUUGCUUUAUUUUAGUUAUGCAAGUUGCGAGGUCAUGUAGGGUUGCCAGCACUACUGAUUGCAGAAUUAGUGUUUCCUUGGAAUAGUGUUUGGCUGCAGAGAGGAAUAUUGGCAGUGCACAGGAACACAACCUCUCGCUCCAUUCCAGGCUGGCAUCUGGAAAUCAUUUAGAUUACACAGAGACUGAAGAAAUGUGCUAAUUGUUGGAUUUGGUUUAAAACAGUACAUUGUGCUCAUCAAUUUAUAGUAGAAAUUUGGACCUUGCUUCAUAACUGUAGUCUUCUAAUGGAUCAUCUGCUUUCAUAGUUGAUGAAUCCACUGUGAAAAUUCACUGAACAGCUGGUUAAUAUUAUCUGAACACCUCUUUGUAAGUGGCGUGGUUCAGAUUCUGUUUGUUUGGUGGUUUAUGUGCAUUAUGGUGUCCUAUCUUCCAGUGGUUGAAUGACAGGUUGCUUUUGGCAGGAUUUCUGUCUCUGAAUUGCAACAACAAUGCAAAGUUAGUAAAAUCCUCAACCAGCUUUAUUAAUUAAGUUUUCAGACCAUUUACGCUUUGAUCUUCUGUACAAGGUGAUGGGUGUGAUGAACUGUUUGAGUGCUGGACUAAAUUUUAUUUUUACAGAUUAAAAUGAUUAUGCAAAUUUAUAAACUUUCAUAUUUCUUUUUUUCUAAAGAAAUGGGUUCACGAGAUUUUUAUUCCAGCCACUAGUACUAUCUAUAAAAUGUUUAGCUGUGCCUUGCAUUCGGUACUUGAAUAUAUUGAUUCCUGUGUAAGAAAAAUAACCAUUCAUAAACCACUGCCUGAACAUUUGAACCUGAUAUCCCUCCCCCAUUCUCGACAAAAAUAAACAAAGCUAAGCUUUUAACAUGUUAUAGCAGAACGCUAAUCCGUAAUGGUUUAAAGAAAGCUCAACCGAUCACGACAGCAAAGAUAAACUGUUGAGCAGAUUAGAGGCAGAAAGCACUUAUGCUGAACUAAAUAAGUUACAUAAGUUGGCCUACAACUGUAGCAGUUCUCCAGAAAUUACAUGAAAGUUCUCUUUCUGCUGCUGCUAGUGUCCUCCAGAAAGGCCUGCAAUAAACUGUUAGCACUGUUUAUAUGGCUUGGUGGCUGUAUAAUAGCGACACACUUGCAUGUGUCUGUGCACGCACGUGUCUGUGUGCUUUAACCACCUCCACAGAAAGUGCUAACGAGAACCAGAAGAGAGGAUGGGUAAUAACAAGGUUAAUGCUACAGGGUUGUUCUUAACUUCCCUCGAGAUGAUUCUCAUUCAUUAGCAAGUGGGAUCCUCAGUCUUCACUGAGGAUAAUUCCAGCCCUAGCUGUGAUUCUUUUUUCCUUUAUUUAAAAAUAGCAUAACAUUUAGACAGGAUUAAAGAGGAACAAAGUCACAUUUCUGUUGUACAAAUAGACAUGGAAGGGAAAGACUGAUGUGUCUCAUGGAGCCUGAAACAAGGCUGAUGCCUUUUUGCCUACAAAGCCCAAUUCAAACCCACUUGAAAUAAACCAUUGACUUUGCAUGGACCCAUAUUGAUUUGAUCCCUGCUGAGGAAGGGCAAGCAUUGCGUAAGAGAAGAAGGAUUUCAUUUCUGUCUUUGCAAUAUUAAAAAGCUUCUGUGUUUUUGUUGCCAAUCGCAGCCGUGGCCAGCAGCACCACACCACUUCCUGCUGCUGCUUUGUUGUCAGGAUCACAAGAAGGAUCCCACGCUGUCCAGCCUGGAUGGUAUUGUGCUGCCAGACACCCUGCACUAUUUAAUUCUGCUUACAAUCACCUGUAUUUUGUAUUCUGGAUACAUUCCCUGCCAAAACUGGUAAAUCAAAAAUAUGCUUCUGUCCUGGCACACUGGGGGAAUCUGCCCAGACCAUGCUUACAAAGACUGCUUUCUUUUCUUAAUACAUUUUAGUCUUUGGUCAGGGAUGAAACAUCUCUUUUUCCUGCCCUGACACAGCUUGGUCACACCUUGGCAUGCUGCACAUUUUCAUUACUCUUGGAUCCCUCAGUUGUUGUGGAGAGGUACCAGCGCACAGCUCUGCCCGACAGCCAGCUUCCUGUCCCCCUUGUGCUCCAUGCCCUGUAGGCUAGCAUAGAGAGCAGUCUUAGACAUCUUACAACCUACAAGGCAAACAGUAAUGACUAAGAUGAGGCUUGGGAAACACUUGAGAGGUCUGCUGCUGUUCACUGUUUGCCUGUGCUUUAAUUAAAGCAUUACAGAUCUGUAUCUCGUUGUGGUUGUUACCUGCUUACCUGUUAGCACAAUGCUGUUUUCCCCUGAAGAAG
Messenger RNA from Cuculus canorus (common cuckoo), 4709 nucleotides. It is a transcript of the gene TRMT61A, whose product is annotated as tRNA methyltransferase 61A. NCBI's taxonomy places the organism in Eukaryota, Metazoa, Chordata, Aves, Cuculiformes, Cuculidae. Gene Ontology annotation, cellular component: nucleus; tRNA (m1A) methyltransferase complex. Gene Ontology annotation, biological process: tRNA methylation. The coding region runs from base 1058 to 1984 and encodes 308 amino acids. The record is from RefSeq and is a predicted model, not a curated record. The transcript is spliced from 4 exons.